Messenger RNA from Colletotrichum navitas, 788 nucleotides. RefSeq lists its product as uncharacterized. Lineage: Eukaryota; Fungi; Ascomycota; Sordariomycetes; Glomerellales; Glomerellaceae. The transcript has a single exon. The record is from RefSeq and is a predicted model, not a curated record. The coding region runs from base 83 to 715 and encodes 210 amino acids.
GAUCUUGCCCGCAUCCUUCGCCAGUCAUUGACGCCCACACCCCUACAUCACACGGAACCGGUCCAAGUGACAAGAAAACAAAAUGCUACACCCCUACCCACACCACCCACAGCCUGGGCUGCAACUCGCGUGUGCACGUACAGCCCUCUGGCUGUUGCCGUUGGAAGCCAUCCCCUUCGGGUCAGGGGUGUGUGGGCAAAAUGCAAACCAACACUGUCGGUUGAGCGAGAUCUGUGAUCCGGUCCCAGCCGUCCCACCUACCAUCCUUUUGGAAAGCGGCUUGUCAUUCGAUUCGAUUCGAUAUUCUCACACCAUCCUGGCGCACGCCCCGUUUGUCUUCCCUCCAGGAUGGUUGCAAACAAUCAACGUUCCGUUUCGUACCUUGAGCUGCUGCUCAACAUUGUCGAGUAUGGGCAGGUACGCAGACGGCAGGGCACACCCAGACACAUCUCGCAUACGUACUGACCGGGGACGUAGCUUUUCUCGUCUGGGGAGCACCAGACAGACCUGCGGCCGACUGACGGAUCAAAGCAACAGCAAACAUAUGAUUCGGUCUUUUGCGCGUCUUGCGACGAUGUCCACUUUGAAGCGGGCUUUCCUACAAGUACGUACCCGCAACCUACCCACUAUGUAUGUACCGUAUGCCCGGCCGCGAUCUAGCCUGUGCAUCGUACCCACGGUUUUGGACAACCUGAGCGGUACGUCCUUAGUCUAGCACCAGGGGCUUUCCUUGAGCGGAACCACCUCCGUGGUCUUCUCGAAGUUCCUUGUGCUUUUAGUACCAUACG